This is a messenger RNA of Pongo pygmaeus (Bornean orangutan), 1599 nucleotides long. RefSeq names its product synaptonemal complex central element protein 1 (gene SYCE1). The transcript has 14 exons. Gene Ontology annotation, biological process: synaptonemal complex assembly. Gene Ontology annotation, cellular component: synaptonemal complex. The record is from RefSeq and is a predicted model, not a curated record. The coding region runs from base 88 to 1143 and encodes 351 amino acids. NCBI's taxonomy places the organism in Eukaryota, Metazoa, Chordata, Mammalia, Primates, Hominidae.
GCCUGGAGUCCCGCCCCCAGCAGCGGUUGCUCCAAUCACCAUUGGAGGCUCCCUCCCGGGGCACCCGUGCUGGCGAGCUGAGAGGAAAUGGCAGGGAGGUCCCUGACAUCGAAGGCCGAGCCCACCGCAGGAGCCAUGGACAGGGCUGAGAAGGCCGGAGGGCAGGACACAUCCUCACAGAAAAUUGAAGACUUGAUGGAAAUGGUGCAAAAGCUGCAGAAAGUGGGAAGCCUAGAGCCCCGAGUUGAGGUCCUGAUUAACCGGAUUAAUGAGGUCCAGCAAGCAAAAAAGAAAGCCAAUAAAGACCUAGGAGAGGCCCGGACCAUCUGUGAGGCCCUGCAGAAGGAACUGGACUUGCUGCAUGGAGAGAAAGUACACCUGAAGGAGAUCUUGAGCAAGAAACAAGAGACCCUGAGGAUCCUCCGGCUGCAUUGCCAGGAAAAGGAAAGUGAGGCACAGAGGAAGCACACCAUGUUGCAGGAGUGCAAGGAGAGAAUUUCUGCCCUGAACUUGCAGAUUGAAGAAGAGAAGAACAAACAGAGACAGCUGAGGUUGGCAUUCGAGGAACAGCUGGAAGAUCUGAUGGGCCAGCACAAGGACCUCUGGGACUUCCACAGGCCAGAGCGGCUGGCAAGGGAGAUUUGUGCCCUGGACAGCAGCAAGGAGCAGCUGCUCAAGGAAGAGAAGCUGGUCAAGGCAACACUGGAAGACGUGAAGCAUCAGCUGUGCUCCCUGUGUGGGGCUGAGGGCCCCUCCACCCUCGAUGAGGGACUCUUUCUCCGCAGCCAGGAGGCUGCAGCCACAGUGCAGCUGUUUCAGGAAGAGCACAGGAAGGCUGAGGAGCUCCUAGCAGCUGCUGCCCAGCGCCACCAGCAGCUGCAGCAGAAGUGCCAACAACAGCAGCAGAAGCGGCAGAGGCUGAAGGAAGAGCUGGAAAAGCAUGGAAUGCAAGUCUCUACCCAAGCCCAGAGCACACAAGAGGAAGAGGCUGGCCCGGGAGAUGUGGCCAGUCCCAAGCCCCUAAAAGGAGAAAGACCUGGAGCUGCACAGCGAGCAGGGCCUGACGUCCUCAUAGGCCAGGAGGACACACUCCACCCUGACCUUAGCCCAAGGGGCUUUCAGGAAAUAAAGGACCUAUAUUGAUACAGCCCAUCUCAGCUGAGUCUACUGACUCCCAGACCAGAUAGACCAGUGACAUGGUGGAGUUGAAAAGAGAGGCUCACUGCAGAGCACUGUUUCCAUGGAAAAAUGGAACAUGGCAAAGUGCAGAAAUUCUUCACUCAGUCCAGGACAGACAAGUUCUCUAAGAUGCAGUUAAUCAUACCUGUCUUAAACAAAUUGGCAAUACACUAUCAAACAUGACUUUUAAAUCAAGUGGAAGUUAGAAAAUACAUUGAACUGAAUGGCAAUGAAGAUACCACAUUUUAAAACUGUAAUUCAGUUAAGCGCACGAUUAGAAGGAACUUUAGCUUUUAUUGGUUCACCACAAUUUUUUUAAAAAUCAACCAAUGAUUGUUCAGUUAAUGAAUAAAAGGUAUUUGACACAGUUCACCUAUUCAUGUGAAAAAAAAAUACUAAUAAACAGUCAGCUUCCCUUAG